UUCACAACUUGUUUAUCAAUGUACGUUAUAAAACGAGACGGUACUCAAGAAAAAGUUUUCUUUGACAAGAUCAGUGCACGCAUUAGUAUUCUAUGUAAGGGACUUGACGAAAACUUUGUUGAUCCUCCACAAAUUGCUCAAAAGGUUGUUACCAACAUGUACCCUGGCAUCACAACCGUACAACUCGAUGAACUGGCUGCAGAAAUAGCUGUUGACAUGGCCAAGAUUCAUCCUGAUUAUGGAAUCCUUGCUGCUCGUAUUUCUAUUUCUAACCUCCAGAAAGAAACUAACACAAGCUUUCAUGAAGCGAUCAAAUCGUUGUAUAACGACAACGUUCACCCCAAGACAGGUGCAGCCAACCCUAUUAUCACCAAAGAGUUUUUGGACCUCGUGAGCAAGCAUGCUGAAAAGAUUGAUAGUGUUAUUGACUAUGAACGUGAUUUCUACUUUGACUACUUUGGGUUUAAGAGUUUGGAAAAGAAUUGUUUGUUAAAGAUUGGAACAAAGACGGUAGAACGACCUCAACAUAUGUUUAUGCGUGUGGCUCUUGCUAUUCAUGGAGAAGACCUUGAGUCUGCAUUCAAGGCAUACGAUUAUAUGUCUCGUCAUUUAUAUGUUCCUGGUAUUACAGCCAUGAUCAACGCUGGUACGAUUUGCGGCCAGCUUUCUAGCUUUUUUGGAGUACAGAUGAAGGAUGACAGCAUCGAGGGAAUUUACGAUACAGUCACUAUUUGUGCUCGUAUCGCCAAGGUCUUUGGUUCUGUUGGCAUGAGUUUCCAAAAGAUUCGUGCAUCUGGCUCUUAUAUUGCAGGCACCAAUGGAACAUCAAACGGUAUUAUUCCAAUGCUUCGUGUAUUUAACGAUGCUGCACGUUUCAUUACUCCUGGAUCAAGAAAAGUGAAGAGUACAUUUACUGUCUAUGUUGAACCUUGGCAUGCUGAUGUAUUCGAGUUUAUUGAUCUCUCCAGAAGCAAUGGUGAAGAAAACUUGCGUGCUCGUAAUCUCUUGCUUGGUCUUUGGAUUCCUGAUCUUUUCAUGAAGCGUGUCGAGAACAAUGGAGAAUGGUCCCUGAUGUGUCCUAAUGAAUGUCCUGGAUUAUAUUCUUCUUAUGGUAAAGAUUUUGAGGAACUGUAUGUUCGUUAUGAAAAGGCUGGAAAAGCAAGAAAGACUAUAUCCGCUCAAAAGCUUUGGUUUGCCAUCUUGGAUGCUCAGACGGACAGUGGCAUGCCAUUCUUGUGUUAUAAAGAUACCGUCAAUGAAAAAAGCAACCAAAAGAAUUUGGGCAUCAUCACAGGUUCCAGCUUUAAUGCCAACACAAUGCAGUAUGCUGAUGGAAAUGAAAUCGCAUCCUGCAACACUGCUUCCAUUGUUUUAUCUAAAUGUGUAGAUGUUAACACUCGCGCAUUCAAUUUUGACACUCUAGCUGACAUUGUAAAGGUUGCUGUCAAAAACCUGGACAAGAUGAUUGAUGUGAAUCAGCAUGUGAUGGAAGAGGCCAAGGACAGUGCUUUAAAGCAUCGUGCACUCGGAUUAGGCGUACAAGGGCUUGCUGAUGUUUUCUUGAUGAUGCAGCAUCCAUUUGAUUCUACAGAAGCCCGUGAACUGAACAAGAAGAUCUUUGAACGUAUAUAUUUCGCAGCUCUUGAGGCAUCGAAUGAAUUGGCUCAGAAAGCAGGCCCUUACCCAUCUUAUGAGGGGUCACCUAUCAGUCAGGGUGUUUUGCAGCAUGAUCUAUGGGAAGUCAAAGGUUCUGACGAACUAGAUUGGGACAAUCUUCGCUCAAAGAUCAAAGCACACGGUGUUCGCAAUUCUCUCUUGAUCGCACCCAUGCCUACUCAUCAAACUGGCAUCUACAUGGGUAACAGUGAUGGAACCGAGCCUUAUCAUAGCAUGAUAUACGCACGUCGUGCUCAUUCUGGAGAACGACAUGUGGUCAAUCCUCAUUUACUCAAAGAUUUACUUGAUCGUGGCAUCUGGAGUCCCAAGAUAAAAGAUAUGUUAUUGAAAGAAAAUGGAAGUGUUCAAAAACUGGCUCUGAUUCCUGAAGACUUGAAGAAGUUAUACAAGACAGCUUGGGAAAUCUCUCAACGUGUCAUCAUCGACUUGGCGGUCGAUCGUGCUCCUUUCAUCGACCAAUCUCAGUCUCUCAAUCUGUUUUCUGCUGAUCCCAAUUACAGCAGGCUCUCAUCAAUGCACUUUUAUGCAUGGAAGAAGGGUUUGAAGACAGGUAUACAAUAUUUAAAGACAGAUCCUGAUGAAGCCGUCAAGAUCGUCUUGGGUGAAGAGCCAGCUAAAGAUGAGGUUGAACAGGAUAUAGAAAAGGCCACAGAAAAUAUGGCUGCUAUGGCCUGUUCAUUAGAUGAUCCUGAAGGUUGUGUUAGUUGUAGUGGUUAAUAAGGGCCAACGAGUGUUUAUUUUUUAUAUAAAUA
This is a messenger RNA of Rhizopus microsporus ATCC 52813, 2429 nucleotides long. RefSeq lists its product as uncharacterized. The transcript has 6 exons. Gene Ontology annotation, cellular component: ribonucleoside-diphosphate reductase complex. The record is from RefSeq and is a predicted model, not a curated record. Lineage: Eukaryota; Fungi; Mucoromycota; Mucoromycetes; Mucorales; Rhizopodaceae. Bases 19 to 2394 code for a protein of 791 amino acids. Gene Ontology annotation, biological process: DNA replication; deoxyribonucleotide biosynthetic process. Gene Ontology annotation, molecular function: ribonucleoside-diphosphate reductase activity, thioredoxin disulfide as acceptor; ATP binding.